UUUUUAUUUCGAUCAAAUUAUUAGCCCCUAAAUACAAAAGGAAUAUGUCGUCUGCUGUUGAACAGACUGAUAAAUCUCACACAUCAAGCUCCCAGACCGGAGCAUCUUCGGCUAAAAAUGGACAAUCAACUCGACGACGGAGAACACGGAUGGUGAAUGAAAAAAAGAUAGCCGACGACGAGUUUAUGGCUGCAGCUAUAGGUGAUGUAGAAUGGCUAAAGCAGAGUCUAAAGGACAGUGGGUCCAUAUCCAAUUUUGAUAAGAAUGGAUUAACAGCAUUUCACCUAGCUGCUAUACAUGGCCGUUUAGAUUGUCUCAAACUGUGUGUAGAAAAGUUUAAGUUUGAUAUUAAUCAAGCCAGUUCUACAGGUUGGAGACCAGUUCACUUGGUAAUCAGUAAUCAAACUGGAAAAAGAGCUUUACAGUGUUUAAAAUAUUUGUUAGAGAAAGGUGCCAACCCAUCUGUAACUAAUGAUGACCUUAUAACCCCAGUCCACCAAUCAGCUAGUGAAGGUCACGUUCAGUGUUUAAAGUUAUUAAUAGAAAAUGGGGCUUGUGUUAAUAGCAAGGAUUGCCGUGGAAAUACACCAUUAGAUCUAUCUAAACUUUGGAGUCAUAGAAAAUGUGGCAGAAUUCUGGCAGCAGAAAUUUGGCACCAAGAAAAAGACCAUGUUGCCAUGGAAAUGAAUCAGUUACAGAAGGUAAAGAUGCAACAAGUACUGAAAGACCUUGAAGAAGAAGAAGAACGACAUACUUCUCAGGAGUUUUAUGGACAACAGGCUUUCAAAGACUGGCUAGCUUCUAGAAACCUAGAAGAGAGACCUACUGGACCUACUGGUAGGAAGACAGAAAUGGACUAUAAUUAUGACGAAAGUGCAAGAGAGACCAAUAGCCCCGACAAACAUCCCUUGAUGAAACCAAAUAGUAAGGCCCCACCAAGAUCAAAUAGUCAGCUCCGCACACCAACAAGUCGUGAGCCAACUCAAAGUCCAGGUAAAGAAAAGACGUCUAUGUCUUUAAAACGGGAUCCAACCUACAACACAGAGUAUACUUUUGAGUUUGAAGAAGAUGACGAUGAAAAUUUUGAUGGACAAGGAAACAAACCUCAGGUUGCAGGUUCUCCGGAGAAACGUACAAAGAGCAAGUUGAUCCUGGCCAAACAUGACAGUCCAUGGACACUUACAACAGCUACCAAUGUACCCAAACCUGAAUAUUUGCCUCACCUUAAAGAUGAAUAUCCGCGCGAUGAAUUCACAUUAAUGCCAAAAACAAAACCUGAGCAGAAAUAUUAUGAUGGUAAACAUGCUGGACCUAAAGAACUGAAGAAAGAAAAAUCUGCCUCAGCCAAGGCCAGAGCAAUUGACCUUCCCAAAGAUGUACAAGACAAGGUUCUGUCACGAGAUCCAUCCAUUCUUGAACGACCAAUAUUAUUUAAACCCAAACACGUCAUUGACUUACCAACUAAGAAAAAACUGGAAGAGGAAGUUAAACCCAGAGAUGAGGUAUCAUUACAUCUUUGUAGUGAUGUGUCAUCCAUUUUGUUUAAGAACAGUUUAAAAAUGAAACCACCAUCUUCUGCUAAAAGCAGUUCAUCUGGUCUCAGUAAAGCUACUGAUUGGACCAGUGAAGAUUUCCCUUCUGCAAUGGUGGCUCAAGCGAUGAAACAGAUGGCAAAGUCAAAUUAUUUUCCUAAAACAAGUGGUUCAGGUAUUAAAAUCUAA
This is a messenger RNA of Lottia gigantea (owl limpet), 1721 nucleotides long. RefSeq lists its product as hypothetical. The transcript is spliced from 4 exons. NCBI's taxonomy places the organism in Eukaryota, Metazoa, Mollusca, Gastropoda, Lottiidae. Gene Ontology annotation, biological process: mitotic metaphase chromosome alignment; positive regulation of microtubule polymerization; regulation of mitotic spindle organization. Gene Ontology annotation, molecular function: protein binding. The coding region runs from base 45 to 1721 and encodes 558 amino acids. Gene Ontology annotation, cellular component: spindle pole. The record is from RefSeq and is a predicted model, not a curated record.